AUGUUCACUGUUUUCGUCUUUUACUUCCCGCCCAGUAACAACAACAACAACAACAGAAGAAGAAGAAAAACAGUUCAUGCCAUUAAAGUGGGCAUCCUAGACCGGGAGCAUGGUCUUUUAAAGAAGCGCAAGCCGCACCUGGUGGCGCUUGUUGAGGAGCCAGGAGGUCGCCUCUUGCGCUGGCACAAGACUGCCUCUCCGGACAGUCCCAUCGAGAUGGACGUGCCACUCAAAAGCAUCGUUGCCGUGGGUCGAUUGGUGGAGAGCGACAACAACACAUACUUUGUCGUCAGCUCUGACAGCGGUAACUUCACCUUCAUAGCGCCCACCAUUGAUGACCUGCAAACGUGGGUCAAGCUUCUCUCCCCGCAAGCCCUGUCCCGGCAGUCAUCCACAAGUGAUGAUGACCGCGUCUGUGGACUCUUGAGCGUGGACAAGAAAAAGGACCGGUGGUGUGUCCUCCGAAAAGCUUCCAUCGUCAUGUUCAAGGCCAAGGGUGACAAGGAUCCCGUGGGUGCCAUCGUGCUUGAUAGUCUUUGCACUGUCAAGCCGCCGGAAACGAGCGAGAAGCUGUCGGCGCGUCGGGCUACCGUCUCGGGCUAUACCUUCAAUAUUUACACAGCCUCUCGGGAUUGGGCGCUCAAGGCUAAGACCAUGAACGAUGCCAAUCGAUGGGUGACAGCGCUGCAGGAUGCCAUUGAAGCUUGUCCCAGCUUGACAACGCCAUUUUCCAAGCUAGCCAAUCGUCAUGCUGGUGCAGAUGCCUUUGAGCUUGAAGAGGUUAUUGCUGAUCGAGUGCUGCUUUGUUUCUCGGAUGAGGGCUUGGAUAUGCCCUUGACACCUCUGCCUUACGGCUCUAUCGGCAAGCGGCCCUCGGGCAAUGAAUACGGCUUUCAUCACAUUGAGGCCAUGCACAUCUACAACAGUCUGUUGCCAGGCCAAUCAUCCAGAUUUGGUGAUUUGAGUGACGUGCACAAGCUGGCUCGCAAUCUCUUCCUUGUCUGUCAAGACGUGCCAAUGCUGCGCAAUGAGAUUUUCAUGCAAAUUCUCAAGCAAACCACACGGCAUCCGCGCCCGGGGUCGCCAGAGCACAUGGUGUACUGGUUUCUAUUGGCUGCUCUCUGCUCACACCACGUGCCUUCGGGCGCGCAAGACAAGUUCUUGCGUUCCAUGCUGCGCAUGACGGCCGCGCAUUCUGAGUAUCCAUCAAGCGUGAAAAAGGCUGCCAACUUUUGUCUCGAGGCUCUGUCAGGGGCCAAGUCGCCCGUCUUUCAUGAUGCCCUCAUGAAGGACAUCCUAGAUGGGAGCGCCUUUGAUCGUCAAGCAGAUGGUCUCGUGCUGGACCGUGAGAUCACGCUCGCCGACGACUCGGCCUGUUGA
Monosiga brevicollis MX1 is the source of this 1380-nucleotide messenger RNA. RefSeq lists its product as uncharacterized. The record is from RefSeq and is a predicted model, not a curated record. The transcript is spliced from 10 exons. Bases 1 to 1380 code for a protein of 459 amino acids. Lineage: Eukaryota; Choanoflagellata; Craspedida; Salpingoecidae. Gene Ontology annotation, cellular component: cytoskeleton.